Molecule: messenger RNA, 8225 nt
Organism: Coregonus sp. 'balchen'
Lineage: Eukaryota; Metazoa; Chordata; Actinopteri; Salmoniformes; Salmonidae
Source: the annotation of a GenBank genome assembly
AUGGUGGAAGAGUCUAAAGAGGAGACAGCGGGGGUGGCUGAUUCCCAGAACAAUGGAACUGAUGAGCAGGACCAGGAUGGUACCCCCUCUACUUCCACUGUCUCUACCUCUGCUCCGGUUCAGGUGCCCAAGGUGGUCCAGGGCCAGAGUUUCCUGUGUGCCCAGUGUGGAGCCAGCUUCAGUAAAGAGCCAGAGCUCAGUACCCACCGUAGGGACAAGCAUGGCCUGAACGAGCCGCUCCACCACUGUUCCCAGUGUGGCCAGAGCUUCAUGAACACCACCCAGUACCUUUACCACCGACGCCAGCACCGUGGGGAACCAGGGACUGGGGCAGGAGCAGCCACGGCCCCCCAGGGAAGCCCCCGCGCCCCCAAGAGGAUGCUGUCCCCCCCUUCCGCCUCGUCCAGUGCUGCGUCAGGCUCACCGGCUAAAAGACCUGCUAUCAGGAUACGCAGCAUCAACAAUCUCAAAGGUAGGUUCAACCCAAUGGCAGCUGGGUUCAACUCAAUGGGAAUACUUAACUCUGCUGUAAGGGUACCUAAAAAAUUAAUAAAAAAUAGCCUGGAAUCCUAACUGAUUCCAAUUCAAACUGAAUAUUGCUAAGUUUCACUAUUGUUGAAGGUUAUUUUGACUGACCGUCGCUAGUUUCUGACCAUGCUCCCUUUCCUCAUUGGGAAAACAAAGACAAGGGUAAAGAGGUGAAUCCAGUCAUCCUUAAGGAAGAGCAAGAGGAGAAGACUGUAGCGGAGGAACAACCUGACACCAACCUCCCCCCUCCAGCCAAGCUGAUGCAGGACUGGUCCCGCACCCCUCUCCCCCACGUCUGCCCCCACUGUGGCCAGACCUUCACACGCAGGGGGUUCCUCCGCGCUCACGUCUUCAGCCACACUGGAGAGAAGCUCUUCACCUGCAAGGUACUUCUAGACUGGAGAUGUGUUCUAUUGAAAAGGAUGUGAAAUAUUGAUGUUAAUGACUGAAACUAGUUGUGUAUAAACAAGUAGCAGGAGUUAGUUAGGAAUAGCUCUCCUAUUAUAUACUUAAUUAGUCUUUCUCUGUUUAAUCUAUGUGACGAAAUCUCAGUGCUCUUGUGCUAUGUGAAAUAGCUAUGUUGUACUGGGCUUUCUUCAAUCAAAUUCCUCCUCCUUGGUUAAUUCAGGUGUGUCAGAAGUCGUUUGCGUCCUCUCCCAACCUGCUGCGCCACAGCCUGACCCACAUGGGCACCAAACCUUUCCCCUGCUCCGUGUGUGGCAAGCGCUUCUCCCAGCCGGGCGUCCUGAAGAGGCACAGCCUCACCCACAGCCAGCCCAAAGCCCGUCGCCGCAGGUCCCGAUGGAAGGUCAGACAUGGGGGGAGUCAUUGCACCCUAUAGCACCCUAUAGCACCCUAUUCCCUAUGUGGUGCACUACUUUUGACCAGUGCCCAUAGGGCUCUGGUCUCCAUAGGGCUCUGGUCCCCAUAGGGCUCUGGUCCCAAUAGGGCUCUGGUCAAAAGUAGUGCAAUAUAUAGAGAAUGCGGAGCCAUUUGGGACACAGCCUGAUUACCUGAUUGUUUUUAGAACAUCUCUGAACAUACCACAGACAAGUCCUGGAGAGCCACAGCGUGAACAGGGUUUUGCUCCAGCCCAAACGGGUGUGUUGAUGCUGGGCUGGAACAAAUAUUUGUACACACUGUGGCUCUCUAGGAUCUGAGAAAUUCAGGAAUGCUAUUUGUCUCUACGUUAACAUUGAGACAGACUGUUAGUUGUAUCUCCUGAUGUUGUGCUGUGUCAAUGACGUCCCUGCAGAAGCGGACACCUGAGGGGGAGGAUGGAGAAAGCCAGCUGUUUGCCUGUCCCAACUGCACUGCUCGCUUCCAGACUGACCAACAGCUGCAGGAGCACAGGUAUGGCUGUGACUGGGCUGUGACUCAUUUAAAUGUGCAGGUUGAAAUCAACCCCAAAGGCCUGUUUCACAGAACUAGAUUAGACAAGGAGCACAGGUGACGCAUUUCAAUGUGUAAGUUACCUUGAUUGAACCCUGCAUGUUUUACAGGUAGAAACAAACACACGGCUGUACCGUAUUUACAGUGAAAGUAGAGCACAAGACAGGACUGAGAACAGGAGAUGUGCUACACAUAACCCAAACACAGGCCAGACCCUGUUCCUACACAGGCCGGACCCUGUUCCUACACAGGCCGGACCCUGUUCCUACACAGGCCGGACCCUGUUCCUACACAGGCCGGACCCAGUUCCUACACAGGCCGGACCCAGUUCCUACACAGGCCGGACCCAGUUCCUACACAGGCCGGACCCUGUUCCUACACAGGCCGGACCCAGUUCCUACACAGGCCGGACCCAGUUCCUACACAGGCCGGACCCAGUUCCUACACAGGCCGGACCCAGUUCCUACACAGUGAGGGGAUUUAGGCAGAGUUGUUAACAGAGACAGAGAUGCCUUGGUGCCCUUGAGCCCUCGCCAGCGAUGAUUGACAGGCGGGCGGCGGUAAAUUAAGAUAAUAAGGGGUAGGACGAGAAAGCGAUGGAGACAGACAGAAAGGUGUCAGAGUUUGGCCCUCUUAUUCUUAGGCUGAGGAACUAGAGGUGGGGGAUGCGAGGAGGGAGGGGGUGAGGCAGGAGAAAUGAUCCGGGGAUCAAUAGGAGGGCGUGAUCAGGGAGUGAAUGGAGCGUUACCCUUGAACUGCCUGUCAGUGUGUAGUUAGGGCGAAGCAGGAAGUCCCAGUGUCUCUGUGCAGGGUACAGUCCGUAUCCCUACACCCCAUCUCAUUAGCGAACAUUGGGGGGUGUGGAGAGACGACCUGGACUGAAACUUUAAUUCUCAGGGUCAUCUCGGCCUGAAAUAUUGAUUCCUGUUGUCAGCCCUGUGUAGAGGGAGGAUCGACCAGACAGUUUAUAUAAGGCCGUAAGUGGUCCUUUUAGCAUCUAAUAUUAAACGAUGGGGUUAAGUACUUUACAAAUCCAUUAUCAUCAGUCAUGAAUUUUACAUAGAACACAAUGUAUUUAUCAGUGGUUCAUAAUCAUUAUUUCUUUAGCUUGACUGUUGUCUUUACUCGCCUGAUGCCCACACUGACCAUUUAGGACAGUGUGACGAACAUUAUCGUUGCCAAGGCCAUUGACUCAGCUGCCUGUAAUGCAUUGGCUAGUGGCGAGCACUAAAACACCUGCUAACCAGGGUUGAUUAGUGGAAUCUGAGUGUUUUAAUGCUUGGCUAGAAUAAAAUGUUGACACUGCAGGACUGUAGUUAAGAGUUGAAUACCUCUACUGCUGAAGAAAUGUGUUUAGGUGAACUCUUCCACCACCCUGAUUUCCACUAGUGCAGUGUUUCCCAAACCCUGGUCCUCCAGUACCCCCAACAGUACACAUGUUUAUUGUAACCCUGGACAAGUACACCCGAAUCAACUUGUCAACUAAUCUUCAAGCCCUCAAUGAGUUGAAUGAGGGUUGUUUGUCAAGGGCUAAAACAAAACUGUGUACUGUUGGGGGUACCCGAGAACCAGGGCUGGGAAACACUGAUCAAACACAACACUGAUCCAGCCAGUUAAAUACAUCCCAGUGGUUCUCCUCCCUCUCCUUCCCCCAGGCUAUAUCCUUCCAUUAUGGAAUGGAUAAACAUAGGCUCUCAUAUCUCAUCACACACUGAAACCACCCGUUUAUCUGCAGCCAUUGUAUUUUUUGACACACCUAAUAACUCCGUAUUGAACCUUAAAAAGGCUUAACAACACGGUUAAGCACACAGGUCUGGAGCUAAUCCUAAUACUGUGACACUAAGGUGAUAGCCAGCAUGUGGUUGUUUGUGUUAUUCCUCCUCUGUGUGGAUGCGGAUUACAGUGGGCCCUUGAAGCGUGGCUUACAUGCAUCUACAAAUGACACACUGCAGUGUUAUUAGUACCAGUGAGCUGCUGCACAUAUUGUUGAUGAUGGUGGUGAGCUUUGGUCCCUUAUUUUCAAUUCCUCACAGCUUUAUUUCUUUCUCAGUUUCCAAGAAAAACAUAUUGCUCAUUGCAGUACUGUAUUAAUAGCGCUUGUUUUAUAGCUCUUUGUCUUUCUAGCCCUCUCCUUUUUUCAUUUUCUGCUCUGAAAACCCCCCCCAAACAUUUCUGUAGUAAUUUAUUCAGUACUGUAUUACUAACAUUAGUUGGUACAUGUUGUUUAUACUCCUUCCCUUUUCAUUGUGUUCUGUCCAUCAGACUGCUCCACACCAGCCACCCGUUCCCCUGCUCUGUCUGUGGAGAGGCCUUCAAACGCAGGAAGGAGCUGGACCUGCACUCCCUCACUCACCAAGGUAGCUCCUCCCCUCUCCUCUCAGCUGCCCUCCUCUCUGUGUGUCUGAUAAGUACUGGACGAGACAGAGACCAGUGCCCGUAUCCAUAAAGCGUCUUUUGGAUCAUAAUGAAUUAGAUUAUAAGGACAGUGGUGACUAUGUAGUGUGUACUAGUGUAUGUGUGGGCUGUGAAUUAGUGAAGCUGCUCAUGAUGGGGCUGAUUUCCAUGUUAAGUAUGCAGAAGUAAUCCCUGUGCCUUAGUAGUAAUUAGGGGUAUAACGGUUCACCAAACCCAUGGUUUGGUACGUAUUGCAGUUUUGGGGUCAUGGUUUCAGGAAAAUUAAAUGCCAUUCACAAUGUUCCUUGCAUUGUCUGUUGUGACCGGAUUGUUAUGUUGGGCCUGAAGUUUCCACACAAAUGCUGCGUUUGUAACCAUGUGGGAGGUGGGACUUUACCAGAUGUGAAGUCGUAAAUACCAGUUGGAUGCAUUCAUGUGAUUUGAACUCGUUGAGAAACGCGGAUUGGCUAAUGGCCAACAAGCUGUGUCAACCAUAAACUAAAAGUACAGCUAUAAUGCUUGUAAACAAAUUAUAGUUAAAAAACCACAUUAAUAGAUUGCUUUUUAUAAAUAAUAUUUAGUUGCAUUUAACUGCCAACAAUGCUGUUAUAGAGGUCAUUUCCUUACUAGGUGACGUCAGAGGUCACCAUGUGGGAGAAGUGGGUGCUCAGGAUGAUAGACAGGUUUCCCACUAGUAAUUACCCGUUUGAGUGCCGUUCAAGUGGAUUAUUCCCAGUUGAAUGUGGUAAAUUCAAGAUUCCCACUUAGUUAAGAACGCACCAUGACAUUGCCUCCUUCAGUGCCAGAUGUGGACUCUAAUAAAGGGGGCGUGUCUGUAGCACAGUACAUCUCCCACUCCGGGAUAAAUGUGAUGGGCUGUUUAUUUUUAUUGAACCUUUAUUUAACUGGGCAACACAGAGUGCAUUGGCCAAUUCAUUGAAAACUUUGGCUUUGGUUUGCCUAUAUAGAGCGUGUACUACCUGUUUGCUGAAAUGGGUCGAAGAGGGACGUUUGUAACGUGGCUCAAGCACUUUCAUAAGGUGCUAAAACCCACUAUUCUAAACCACAGAGAAUGGGCGCAUACCAAAACUAUAAACACAGCCUACCUAUCGCUCUUGUAAUUUAUUUGGCCUGAUCAAAACCAGCUGCCAAGGGCUGCUUGAAUGCAGAGGGGAGACGAUGUUGUAUAGUAGUUUCUUUGCGUUUCCAUCUUGCUCUAGUAUACUGGGGUGAUGUUGCCAUAAAUGUGUCAACAUAUUUGAAGUGUUGGCAGCUACAUAGGCUAUUCUCGUUGAGCGUGGCGACAUACUGUUACUGUUUUAUCUACAACUAUCCAUCACCGCUGUAAUCUACUGGGAAGCCAAAAUGUUCCCGAACUGGAGAUUUAAACGAUGAUGGAGGAUCCUCCAAUUCUGGUUUAUCGAAUCGACCCCACAAAUGAAUGGGUCAAAAUAUCGGCUGAUCUUCAGGUCUGGCAUCACGGCAACAUAGCUGCCGUUGACAGCAUCGGUGCGGUCGGGGUCAGAAAUGAACGCACCUCGGAGAGCGAGAGAUACAGUUGAAGUCGGAAGUUUACGUACACCUUAGCCAAAUACAUUUAAACUCAGCUUUUUACAAUUCCUGACAUUUUAAUCAUAGUAAAAAUUCCCUGUCUUAGGUCAGUUAGGAUCACCACUUUAUUUUAAAUGUGAAAUGUCAGAAUAAUAGUAGAGAGAAUGAUUUAUUUCAGCUUUUAUUUCUUUCAUCACAUUCCCAGUGGGUCAGAAGUUUACAUACACUCAAUUAGUAUUUGGUAGCAUUGCCUUUAAAUUGUUUAACUUGGGUCAAACGUUUCGGGUAGCCUUCCACAAGCUUCCCACAAUAAGUUGGGUGAAUUUUGGCCCAUUCCUCCUGACAGAGCUUGUGUAACUGUGUCAGGUUUGUAGGCCUCCUUGCUCACACAAGCUUUUUCAGUUCUGCCCACACAUUUUCUAUAGGAUUGAGGUCAGGGCUUUGUGAUGGCCAUUCAAAUACCUUGACAUUGUUGUCCUUAAGCCAUUUUGCCACAACUUUGGAAGUAUGCUUGGGGUCAUUGUCCAUUUGGAAGACCCAUUUGCAACCAAGCAUUAACUUCCUGACUGAUGUCGAGAUGUUGCUUCAAUAUAUCCACAUAAUUUUCCUUCCUCAUGAUGCCAUCUACUUUAUGAAGUGCACCAGUCCCUCCUGCAGCAAAGCACCCCCACAGCAUGAUGCUGCCACCCCCGUGCUUCACAGUUGGGAUGGUGUUCUCUAGCUUGCAAGCCUACCCCCUUUUUCCUCCAAACAUAACGAUGGUCAUUAUGGCCAAACAGUUCUAUUUUUGUUUCAUCAGACCAGAGGACAUUUCUCCAAAAAGUAUGAUCUUUGUCCCCAUGUGCAGUUGCAAACCGUAGUCUGGCUUUUUUAAUGGCGGUUUUGGAGCAGUGGCUUCUUCCUUGCUGAGCGGCCUUUCAGGUUAUGUCGAUAUAGGACUCGUUUUACUGUGGAUAUAGAUACUUUUGUACCUGUUUCCUCCAGCAUCUUCACAAGGUCCUUUGCUGUUGUUCUGGGAUUGAUUUUCACUUUUCGCACCAAAGUACGUUCAUCACUAGGAGACAGAACGCGUCUCCUUCCUGAGCGGUAUGACAGCUGUGUGGUCCCAUGGUGUUUAUACUUGCGUACUAUUGUUUGUACAGAUGAACGUGGUACCUUCAGGCGUUUGGAAAUUGCUCCCAAGGAUGAACCAGACUUGUGGAGGUCUACAAUUAUUUUUCUGAGGUCUUGGCUGAUUUCUUUUGAUUUUCCCAUGAUGUCAAGCAAAGAGGCACUGACUUUGAAGGUAGGCCUUGAAGUACAUCCACAGGUACACCUCCAAUUGACUCAAAUGAUGUCAAUUAGCCUAUCAGAAGCUUCUAAAGUCAUGACAUCAUUUUCUGGAAUUUUCCAAGCUGUUUAAAGGCACAGUCAACUUAGUGUAUGUAAACUUCUGACCCACUGGAAUUGUGAUACAGUGAAUUAUAAGUGAAAUAAUCUGUCUGUAAACAAUUGUUGGAAAAAUUACUUGUGUCAUGCACAAAGUAGAUGUCCUAACCGACUUGCCAAAGCUAUAGUUUGUUAAGAAGAAAUUUGUGGAGUGGUUGAAAAAUGAGUUUUAAUGACUCCAACUUAAGUGUAUGUAAACUUCCGACUUCAACUGUAUGUGAUUGGUUGGAAUUGAGCCAUUGAUUAUUAGUUAAUGGUCUAUUGUUGGAGAUUAUCCUUAUUAAAUGUUUCAAAGGAGGGCUCCUCAGGGAGGAUUGGUGAACGAACGCUCCAGCCCGGAGGGAGGAUUCUGCUGGGUUGGCGUUGCCGUGGUAACUGUAGAUGCCGGCGGCUAAGACAGGAUACAUCAAAGCUCAGCGGCUUCUCUCUUUUUCUCUCCUCUUCCUUUGCUCCUUUAGCUUCACAAAAACAGAGAGCCUGAGUGUGUUUUCCAACAUCCAGACUGUCAACAGUAGUGCAUGUGUCUGUCUGUGUGUCUAUAAAUAAGUUACCUUAAGCCACAUACUGUAGCCUAUACUGAGUGAUGACUAUACAGAUAGAAUACCCUGUAACCCAGUGUGAACCCAGUGUGUGUUUUGGUGGGUAGGGAAGGGCCUGUGACCAGGGCCUGUGACUGUCUAAAUACCCACUCAAUCUAUACAUCCCGGCCUUUUCAUAUUUUUAGUGUAUUUCAACUGAUUUCAUGUACACUCUCGAAACACUGUUUGGACUGUGAUAAACACUAAUUUAGUAAGUAAUUAACUCAUUCUGCCCACCCCCUCUCCCCAGAUAAGGAGCCAGUGUUGUGCCCCCACUGUUCCUCCCAGUUCCUGAACCAGUCAGUGUUGGACAUCCACCUGCAGCGCUGUACCAGCUCAGAGGAGGACAAGACU